UCCAAGCUCGCUUUGGUACGCGUAGUUGUGGAUCAGGGGUCAAGAGCAUGACGGUUGGUUUGGAUAAUGGGACAUAACAGUCUUCAAAAAAAUGUUGGUGGCUCCGUGUGCAUUAGCGGAUUGUACGAAAGGCAUAUUCAGAUGAAGCUUUAAUCGCGGGCCUGAGGACGGGGUUAGCUUUGCCGUUGGCUUUGCCGUCAAACCUACCUACUCUCCCAAAUUAAUCGCCCGCUUCUCUUCGUCUCAUAGCUUUAUUCUACCCCCAAUUUUUCACGCUCCAAUUUCUCACCUCAGCUCCUCUUCCCUUCUUUGGCCCGAUGCCCGCUCCAAAUCAACUGCCACGGAGAAACCUCUCCUGCUCCUAUGGAAGAUUGUGUUCUUCUUCCAAGUUUCCUAUUUCGGUCUAUUUUAAUUAUUUUCUUCUACCUCUCAAACGGAUUCAAUUCAAUUGAUUCUUCAGAUCCACGCUCACACCAGUUUGCCCGCACCGGCCAACCUCAAUGGCGGUGGAAAGUGAUUUGGCUAAGGUUAGAAGAGAGAAAAUUAAUUAAAGACUUGGGUGGUUGCUAGAAGUUGUUUCUGUUUCUGGAUGCUACAGGAUAAAAUCAUACUUCAAACUUUUGAGAACAGUUGCGGAGUUGGAAGGUGAUGGUUAUGAAGGGAAGACCGUUAGCUACAUCUUCUCGGGGUCUUCUUUAGUUGGACUCUUCAGUCUGGCUGAUAUUUGCCGAACAGGGGCAAAGGAAUCACUUGUAGAGCUUUGAUUAUUAGGUGUCAAAGCAGUAAUGCUCACUGGAGACUGCUAUUAUGCGGUUAGCCAUGUACAAGAGCAGUUAGUUGGUGCUUUGGAGGAUUUUUCAUGCAGAACUCCUUCCGGAGGGCAAGGGGAAUUUCAUCAUAGAAUUUUAAAAGGAAGCACGAGCAGGAAUGACAGGUGGUGGUCUAAAUGAUCCUCCUGCAUUACCUACUGCCGAUGUUGGCAUCUCAAUGGGUGUUUCUGGUUCGGCACUUGCCAUGGAAACGAGAAUAUCAUCCUCAUUUCAAAUGACCUUGGCUAGCAAGAAGGGUGAAAAGGAAAAUUGUUGAAAAUGUCAUUCUUUCCAUCACUAUUAAGUCUAUACUUUGGAGGUGUGCAUGACUGGGCUGAACAAGAAGAGUUCAUCUGUGUUUUUCAGGACACAAACAAACUAUGCUAUCGUUAUGAUUGGAACAUCCUGAUUCCGGAAGAUUCUCCCUGGAUCGGAUAUACGCAACUUUAAUUUUAACCCUUGUGGAUUCAGCUAUGCAAGUUUUUGAAGUGAUGGGUUACGACUUCAAAGAUGUUGUCAAGUUGGGUGAUCUCACCGAGAGGGACCAGAGGGUGUUGGCCUGCUUCCGACCUGCUGAGUUCUAUGUUGCUUUGCAUAGUGAUGCCCUUGGAGAGAAGCUUGACUCAGUUUUCAAUAUUGAUGUGAAUGGACAUGUCUAUGGGGAGAAGAGCUAUUACGUUCUUGGAAAGGGAGGAUCAAUAAUGUACUGUGGGUUCACUAGCAUUGGAAGUUGCGGAUGUGGGUAUCCCAGGUCCACCCUUCUAUGUUGUUGGAGCGAGAAUCAAGUUGUUAUCAACUCUCUUCUUAAGUACUAAGUUGUUGAGUCUGGUUUUUAUUUCCUAUCAUUUCUACUUGUUUGGAGUCUGGUGUGUUGUUGGAGCGAGAAUCAAGUUGUUAUCAACUCUCUUCUUAAGUACAAAGUUGUCGAGUCUGGUUUUUAUUUCCUAUCAUUUCUACUUGUUUGGAGUCUGGUGUGUCUGUUUUUGUUGUCCAUUUGAUUUGGUAAACUUAAGUCAAUGAAUAACUCUUGUGGCCUACAAACAAACAAAAAAUUACAAAUAGUUU
Messenger RNA from Cuscuta epithymum, 1874 nucleotides. The record is from the annotation of a GenBank genome assembly. Lineage: Eukaryota; Viridiplantae; Streptophyta; Magnoliopsida; Solanales; Convolvulaceae.